CGUCACGUGGGCAGGCGCGCUCCAAUGGGCGGCGCCGCGACGCCUUGAGGUUCCCGGCGUCCUGCGCGGCGACGGUGGUGGGGUGGUAAGAUGGCGGCUGUGAGUUUGCGGCUCGGCGAUCUAGUGUGGGGGAAACUCGGCCGCUAUCCUCCGUGGCCGGGAAAGAUUGUUAACCCUCCCAAGGACUUGAAGAAACCACGAGGAAAGAAAUGCUUCUUUGUGAAGUUUUUUGGAACGGAGGAUCAUGCCUGGAUCAAAGUGGAGCAGCUGAAGCCGUAUCAUGCACACAAAGAGGAAAUGAUCAAGAUUAACAAAGGCAAACGGUUCCAGCAAGCUGUGGAUGCCGUGGAGGAGUUCCUCAGGAGAGCCAAAGGGAAAGACCAGACAUCAUCCCACAGUUCUGCUGAUGACAAGAAUCGGCGUAAUUCCAGUGAGGAGAGGAGUAGGCCAAACUCAGGUGAUGAGAAGCGCAAGCUUAGCCUGUCUGAAGGGAAGGUGAAGAAGAACAUGGGAGAAGGAAAGAAGAGGGUGUCGUCAGGCUCUUCAGAGAGAGGCUCCAAGUCCCCUCUGAAAAGAGCCCAAGAGCAAAGUCCCCGGAAGCGGGGUCGGCCCCCAAAGGACGAGAAGGAUCUCACCAUCCCCGAGUCCAGCACUGUGAAGGGGAUGAUGGCCGGCCCCAUGGCUGCCUUCAAGUGGCAGCCGACCGUGAAUGAGCCCGUAAAAGAUGCAGACCCCCAUUUCCAUCACUUUCUGCUCAGCCAAACGGAGAAGCCGACUGUCUGCUACCAGGCCAUCACAAAGAAGUUGAAAAUCUGCGAAGAGGAGACAGGGUCCACCUCCAUCCAGGCAGCAGACAGCACAGCCGUGAAUGGCAGCAUCACACCCACAGACAAAAAGAUAGGAUUUUUGGGCCUUGGCCUCAUGGGAAGUGGUAUCGUCUCCAACUUGCUAAAAAUGGGUCACACAGUAACUGUCUGGAAUCGGACUGCAGAAAAGUGUGAUUUGUUCAUCCAGGAGGGGGCCCGCCUAGGAAGAACCCCCGCUGAAGUCGUUUCUACUUGUGACAUCACCUUCGCCUGCGUGUCGGACCCAAAGGCAGCCAAGGAUCUGGUGCUGGGCCCCAGUGGAGUGCUGCAGGGCAUCCGCCCCGGGAAGUGCUACGUGGACAUGUCGACAGUGGAUGCUGACACAGUCACCGAAUUGGCCCAGGUGAUUGUGUCCAGGGGGGGCCGCUUUCUGGAAGCCCCGGUCUCAGGGAAUCAGCAGCUGUCUAAUGAUGGGAUGCUGGUGAUCUUAGCAGCCGGAGACAGGGGCUUAUAUGAGGACUGCAGCAGCUGCUUCCAGGCCAUGGGGAAGACCUCCUUCUUCCUAGGUGAGGUGGGCAACGCAGCCAAGAUGAUGCUGAUCGUGAACAUGGUCCAGGGGAGCUUCAUGGCCACCAUCGCCGAGGGGUUGACCCUGGCCCAAGUGACAGGCCAGUCUCAGCAGACACUCUUGGAUAUCCUCAAUCAGGGACAGUUGGCCAGCAUCUUCCUGGACCAGAAGUGCCAAAAUAUCCUGCAAGGCAACUUCAAGCCUGAUUUCUACCUGAAGUACAUUCAGAAGGAUCUCCGCUUAGCCAUCGCGCUGGGUGAUGCAGUCAAUCACCCCACUCCCAUGGCGGCUGCAGCCAAUGAGGUGUACAAAAGAGCCAAGGCACUGGACCAGUCUGACAAUGACAUGUCUGCCGUGUACCGAGCCUAUAUACACUAAGCCCUCCACCCUGCCCCCAUCUCCCUCCUGACCCCUGCUCCUCACAUGGGGUUGGGGUCCUGGGACUUAACUCUGGACCAGUCCACCUCUCCAUCUCCUUUUAUACAGACUGAGACUCGCCAUCAGCACAGCACACAACAUCUCCCCUCCCCUGGAGGUCCUGGGGAUAAGGGGUGCCAGCAGGAUUGGCCCUUGGGAAGCUCUGAGCUCAGCCCUGACCCUGAACUAGGUGGCGAUGUGCUGACACACUUGCGCACACCCAGCACACACACUGGCUCUCAUCCCGGGCUAGAAGCUGCCCAGAAACUGCUGCCUGGCUUUUUCUCCCUUCUAAGUUUAGCUCAGACCCUUCCAGUCAAGAAACAAAAAUCAGCAUUGAUAAUUGGAAACCUUCCCACUGUUCUUCCAAUGCAAAGAGGCUGUAGUCAUGUUCACAUGUGCCCCAGUGGACCCUGCAGAGAAACACCGGACCUGGAUGAGCCAGCAUGGACUAACCAGGAGGGUCCUGUGGGACCACCAACCUCAGGUGACCAGCUAAUGAGGACUGUCAUGCUUGUGCUACCAGCGUACAACCAGCUCUCCAUAAAUGCCUUUGUGAUGGAACAGAGGUAGCCAGAGUGCAGGCAGGGCUCUGGCUUCCCCGAGAGAAGCGAAUGUCCUGCCUGUAGAUGAGCCUCCUGAAGCCCACCGUGGAUGUGUGAUGAUGCUCUGCCCUUUGCACCUGUCCCACACGUCACCACCGGUUUGGACCCUGGACUGGGAUCACACUUGCUGGCUUGAGGCGUAGAGGGAGCCACUCUUGCCCGUGCUGUGUUAGUGUUUAGAUGUGCAUUCCAGCCCUUGGGAAGGGGUCCUGAGGGCCACAGCGAGCAGUGGAGAGAGGGAGAGGGCUCCCUCCUGUUUCCGUUAUGCCAGACUCUUCAUCUGGUUCUGCAGAGCCUCUAACAUGGUCCACCCACAUCCCAGCCCCGACCUCUGUACCAAGCCCCACCCAAGAUAAAUACUCUCUGUCUGCCCCUUCUUUGAUCUUGGCCCAGCCUCACCGAUGACAUGUCUUAUUCUUGGCUCUGAGAAUGGAACGGACUGAGUCUCCUUGAACCUCAGCCUGCAGCUUGGCCGUCAGUGCUUCCAGGAGGGAAGGAGAGCUGGACCUAACUAACCGCCAGACCCUCAGAGGUGGACUCAAGGCCCUGGCCUUUCUCCUUGGAUCAAGGCGGGGCGGGUGGGCCGGCUUGGAAUGUGGCACAAGAAGAACUUCAGUGCCCUCUCCUGAUGCAGGGAUGAGUUGGGCUUUCCAAAGUCACACUUUGCAGGUCUGCAUUUAUAGUGAAUAUAAGAUAAAUCUAUCUAUAACGAGGAGCCCAUGCUGGUGUUCCAGCCGGGACCUGGUGCCUGCGGGGUCUGGGCACAGUUCAUUUCACUGGGAAUUUUUUCUGUCUCAACACGAGCCUAUUCUGGUCCUGGUGGGACACUGAGGGUGGGGGGAAGAUGCUGUAAUGAAACUGGUUAGUCAAUGUUGUCUUAAUAUUGUUGACAGUUCUGUAAAGUUUCUUUUGAUGAAUAUUUCUGUUUAAGCUAUUUCACCUGUUUUGAAACCCUUCCCUUUUAAGGAGAAAAUGUGACACUUGUGAAAAAGCUUGUAAGAAAGCCCCUCUUUACCCCACCUUCCCGGUCAUCCCCCUUUUUUUUUUUUUUCUUUAAACCUUUAAAGGACAAAUCUAGUAGUUAAGGUUGUGAAUUUUUAUUUUCACUUUGUUUUUAAUGAACAUUUGUCUUUCAUAAUAGGAUCGUGUGGUAAUGUCUAAAUGGCAAAAACAAUGAUUUUGUGCAAUUAACAAGCUACUGCAAGCAAAUAAAACGUUUCUUGGUAACACAA
This is a messenger RNA of Erinaceus europaeus (western European hedgehog), 3628 nucleotides long. It is a transcript of the gene GLYR1, whose product is annotated as glyoxylate reductase 1 homolog. Lineage: Eukaryota; Metazoa; Chordata; Mammalia; Eulipotyphla; Erinaceidae. Gene Ontology annotation, molecular function: NADP binding; NAD binding; oxidoreductase activity, acting on the CH-OH group of donors, NAD or NADP as acceptor. The record is from RefSeq and is a predicted model, not a curated record. The transcript is spliced from 16 exons. Bases 91 to 1752 code for a protein of 553 amino acids.